UCUUCCCUCCUCCUCUUCCUCCUCUCCCCUUCCUCUCCUCCUUUUCCUCCUUCUUUCUUUCCCCCUCCUCCUCCUGCUCCUUUCCCCAGAGGCUGAGUGGCGGGUGCAGCUGGGCAUUGCUGGGAGAGCGGAGGGUUGCCGGGGCUCCUGCCUGCCUCUCUCUCUUUCUGCCUGGGCUCCUGGGGGCUGCUGCUGCUGCUGCCGCCUCUGCUGCUGCCGGGAGCCAUGCUGUCUCGGAAGGGCCUGAUCCCGGAGGAGUUCGUGCUGACGCGGCUGUCGGAGGGCGGCCCUUCUGGCCCGGAGGCGCCCCGCGGGAGGCAGCGGAGGGCGCGCUUCGUGGGCAAGAGCGGGGCGCUGAACGUGGCGCACAAGAACAUCCGGGAGCAGGGCAGGUUCCUGCAGGACGUCUUCACCACUCUGGUGGACCUGCGCUGGUCCCACGCGCUGCUCAUCUUCACCCUCUCCUUCCUCUGCAGCUGGCUGCUCUUCGCCCUCACCUGGUGGCUGCUGGCCUUCGCCCACGGGGAUCUCCAGAUGGAGCAGGGCCAGGUGGAGGGCCAGGCGGCCCCCUGCGUCACCCAGAUCCACUCCUUCACCUCCGCCUUCCUCUUCUCCAUCGAGGUCCAGGUCACCAUCGGCUUCGGGGGCCGCAUGAUGACGGAGGAGUGCCCCCUGGCCAUCCUGGUCCUCAUCCUCCAGAACAUCGUGGGCCUGGUCAUCAACGCCAUCAUGCUGGGCUGCAUCUUCAUGAAGACCUCACAGGCCCACCGCCGGGCCGAGACCCUCAUCUUCAGCCGCCAUGCCGUGGUGGCCCUCCGUGGGGGGCGGCUCUGCCUCAUGCUCCGCGUGGGCGACCUCCGCAAGAGCAUGAUCAUCGGGGCCUCCGUCCGCCUGCAGGUGGUCCAGAAGAGCACCAGCCCCGAGGGAGAGGUCCUGCCCCUGAACCAGGCCGAGAUCCAGCUGGAGAACCCUGUGGGGGGCAACAGCAUCUUCCUGGUUUCCCCGCUCAUCAUCUCCCACCCCAUCGACCGCCACAGCCCCCUCUACGACCUGGCACCCGCCCAGCUCCACCACCACCAUGACCUGGAGGUCAUCGUCAUCCUCGAAGGGGUGGUGGAGACCACCGGCAUCACCACCCAAGCCAGGACCUCCUACCUGGCCGACGAGAUCCUCUGGGGACAGCGCUUCGUCCCCAUCGUCUCCGAGGAGGACGGGCAGUACUCGGUAGACUACUCCAAGUUUGGCAACACCGUCAAGGUGCCCACCCCACAGUGUACUGCCAGGCAGCUGGACGAGGACAGCAGCAUCAUGGCCAACCUGGCCUUGGGCCCCAAGGCCACCUUCAGGAAGAAAUCCAUGAGGUUGAAGCCCAAGUUCACCAUCUCGGAUGAUGAGCCUUCUUGACCUCAUGGGCAUCAUGGGCACCCUGGCUUUGGGCCCCAGGGGUACCCUCAGUAACAGAUCUGUGAGGUUGAAGCCCAAGUUUAUCAUCUCAGAUGACAAACCCUCUUGACUUCAUGGGCAUCUUGGACACCCUGGAUUUGGGCCCCAAGGCUACCCUCAGUAACGGAUCUGUGAGGUUGAAGCCCAAGUUUAUCAUCUCAGAUGACAAACCCUCUUGACCUCAUGAACAUCAUGGGCACCCUGGCUUUGGGCCCCAAGGCCAUCCUCAGCAAGAGAUCUAUCUAUGAGGUUAAAGCUCAGGUUCACCAUCUCUAAUAACAACCUCUCUUGACAUCAUGGGCAUCAUGGCCACCUUGGCCUUGGGCCCCAGGGCCACCCUUAGGAAGGGAUCUUUGAGGUUGAAGCCCAGGUUCACCAUCUCACCAUCUCUUGACCUCCGUUGGGGUCUGGAACCUGACACAUCAAGACCCAUGCCCAGAGGUCUCCUCUGUUUCUGGGAUCCAGGUUGGUCUCAUAAGGUAUGUAAGAGCCUCUUCAGUGCAGGACAAAUCUGUGGAUCAGGGAAACAGAGCAUCCAGAGCUAUUUGCACAAUCACUUGGGGUGGAGAAACAACCUACACAGAAAGAUGCCUUUUUUCUUUUUGAGAAUUCAUUUUCUAUGUAUCCCAUUAUAUUAUUUCUGCCCUGGCAUUACAUAGAUCUGAUCUGGUUUUUUUCGUUUUUAACUUCUAUGCUACUGGUAUUGAAGGAGGCUCAGUAGGCUGAAUAAUAAGAAAAUCAGCCAUUCAUUUUUGUGACAACAAAGACUAGACACAAGGGUGCCUGUUUACACUGCAAUGCUUUCUGUCUUAAAAAGAAAUGUACAGUACAGAUUAAGUUAAAGUAUAAAUAAUGGUGUUGUGGUUUCUUUCACUGGAGGUGAAUUAGGAUGUGUAUAGUUUUGAGGGGACUCGGGAAUCUUGUUGUGAUUGAGUUCACUUGUAACCCCAGUUCUUGUUUAUUAUAGGAAAUGGGAGGAGAGGGUUCCCAAAAUAUUAAAUAAGGGGGGAAAGCCAGCAGUUGUGGAUGUGAGGGGCAAAUAGGAAAAAUGGGUUUAUACUGUGCCACAGUCAGCCUUGCUCUAACUUUGUAGUGUUUUAAUGGUGCCACCUCCUAUGACAUUUGUAGAAACAUUAUUUCUGGCCUUGUUCAUAACAACUGAAAUGCAGGAUUAGAACAGCUCUGGGGAUCAUUGUUCAUACUUGAAAAAAAAUUGGGCUGCCUUUCAUCCCCAGAACUCUUUCCAGACUUCUGAAAUGGGAAAUAUUGUUUGAAAAUAGUCCUAUAAAGCUAUGGGAAUUUUCUUCCAUAGAAAUGAGAUGCAAUAGAUACAUAACUGCAGUACUCAUCCAGCAUAUUUACACUUCCCAUAGCCUUUUACUCAAGCAAUAUUUGCUAACAAGUUGCCAGAACAGGAGUGGACAAUAGGCUGUUGACAUUUUGCCUGACAGUCAUGUGGCUUCAUCUGCCAAGACACAGUCAUCUUCUUUGUUUUGAUAGGCAAUAUAAAAGAGUGUUGUGCGUUAGUCAGAGUGAUGGAUUAAGACUGGAGAGAACAGAUACCAAUCCCAUUUAGCUGGGUAGCUCACUGGGUAACCUUGGGCCCAUCAUACCCUUUCAACCUAACCUACCUCAAAGGGUUAUCGCAAAGUUACAAGGACAGCAGGUGGGGGAAGAGCUGCUUAUCCUGCCUUGUGCUCCUUGAAGGAGCAAUGCAAUAUAUAUAAUUUCACUUUUGUCACUGAUCUGGAGCAAAUGGCACAUCUGGGGAGAAAUCAGUGACUGGUGAUAAUAGAGAACCUACUGAACCCCAUUGUGGAACUUACCUCACUGUAUAUUCUAACUGAGCUGCUUUGAUUAUCACAUGCUAGAUCAGUAACCAGACUUAGGGAUGAAUUUAUUUAACCAAGUAGCUGUAAUGAAAAUUAAAUCAACUUAAUCUUUUAAUUUAUCCCCAGGCAUGCAUCAGUCAAAAAUGAAUGUGGCUGUAUUUACUCCCCCAAAGAAAAUAAAAGAACGAUAUGGCUUGCAAUUCUAAAAUUAAAGUCUUAAUGCAUGUUUAAAUUAGCAUGUAUAUGUUUUAAUACAUUUGAAUGCCUCUCAAAAUAUUUGUUGUAUGAACAAACAUGGGAUAGCUGUAUAGUAAGAGAAACUUUUCUGAACCCUUUGCACAAUAUUAUACGUGAAGCAGAAAUAAUCUGUGGCAUGGGGGAAAAGUGGCAUUUGAAAAAAGUUAAAUUUUAUAUUGUGCUAAUCCAUUUUUUUAAACCACUGUAUUUAUUAAAAGUCAGUAAUGCUAAAAUGUCUAGUAUUAAGAUCAUGUUACUUAAUGCAAGGAAGGAUGACUUUUUUGAUAUCUCAACCAUCUGAUUUGUUUGCAGUUUUCUGUGCAAUUUUCUACUGAGGAUGUAAGGGCUCUUAAUCUCCGAUAUGAUCCUACUUGUCUUUACAGCCUGCCAUUAACUGUAAAAUUGUUUAACUAUAAAAUUGUC
Molecule: messenger RNA, 3935 nt
Organism: Sceloporus undulatus (fence lizard)
Lineage: Eukaryota; Metazoa; Chordata; Lepidosauria; Squamata; Phrynosomatidae
Gene: KCNJ11
Product: potassium inwardly rectifying channel subfamily J member 11
Exons: 1
Coding region: 226-1404 (392 amino acids)
Biological process (GO): regulation of monoatomic ion transmembrane transport; potassium ion import across plasma membrane
Cellular component (GO): plasma membrane
Molecular function (GO): ATP-activated inward rectifier potassium channel activity
Source: RefSeq, a predicted model, not a curated record